AUGAGGGUUCGCCACUCAGCAACAACAGAGAAUGUCAAGAUGGGCAAGCACGCUCCUGAUAAAGAAUUCCAGAGCCAGGCUCAAACUUCGGUUGUCCUUCCUCCAGCCGGAAAUGACGGCAGGACGCGAACCCCCCAGAUCGCUUCUCCACCGAAGGAAGCAAGACCAGACCAGCCCUCCACAACCCCGGUGAGUAUAGGUCAGACCAGAAGUGCAUCAUUGGACCAUUAUUGGGUCCUGAAUGGCGAAAGGAGGAGAAGCAAGCCAACCGUCCGCGAGGGUCAUGUCGACCCCGGAAGUGGUGGGCGCGAGGCUCCACCUGAUACUAAGGAUGCAUGA
Aspergillus luchuensis is the source of this 339-nucleotide messenger RNA. RefSeq lists its product as uncharacterized. The coding region runs from base 1 to 339 and encodes 112 amino acids. The record is from RefSeq and is a predicted model, not a curated record. NCBI's taxonomy places the organism in Eukaryota, Fungi, Ascomycota, Eurotiomycetes, Eurotiales, Aspergillaceae. The transcript is spliced from 2 exons.